Messenger RNA from Pedinophyceae sp. YPF-701, 1836 nucleotides. NCBI's taxonomy places the organism in Eukaryota, Viridiplantae, Chlorophyta, Pedinophyceae. The record is from the annotation of a GenBank genome assembly.
AUGUCCCUCGACUACUUCCGAGGGACCGCCAAGUCCGUGGGCUUGGUGGUCAAGUUCAAGGACGUCAGCUACAUCGUCCACGCUGGCAAGAAGAACGAGCUCCGCAUCCUGAACAACGUCACUGGCAUGCUCAUGCCCGGGAAGAUGACCGCCCUGAUGGGCCCGAGCGGGUCCGGCAAGUCGACCCUGCUCGACGUCCUCGCCGGGCGCAAGACCGCCGGCCAGGCCGAGGGCACGAUCGAGUUCGGCGGCGAGGAGCCGACCCUGUCCUUUCUCAAGCGCUGGACCGGCUACGUGGAGCAGUUCGACACGCUGCUGGACGCGCUGACGGUCGAGGAGAUGCUUACGUACAUGGCGCACCUGAAGAGAAGCCACAGGGAGAGCGCGGCGUCGAAGAGCGCGGCCGUCGAGGCGAUGAUCGCGUACCUCAACCUCGGGUCGUGCCGCACGACCAUGAUCGGCAACCCGCUGCGCCGCGGCAUCUCUGGCGGGCAGGCCAAGCGCGUGAACAUCGGCAUCGCGCUCAUCACGGAGCCGCGCGUGCUCUUCCUGGACGAGCCGACGAGCGGGCUGGACUCGUACACGGCAGACGAGGUCAUGUCCGUGGUGAAGGACCUCACGCGGAGCGGCGUGACGGUGUGUUCUACUAUUCACUCCCCCAGCACUUACACCUUUGAGUUGUUCGACGACAUCAUUCUGCUCUACGCCGGGAACGUGAUCUACCGCGGGCAGACGGGCGCCGAGAUGACUGCGUACUUCAACGGCCUGCGCAUGAAGAUGCCGGACCGCCACGCGCACGAGACGGAGGCCGAGUGGAUGGUGCGCGCCACAACGGCGCACCGCAGCAAGGGCGGCGCGGAGGCGGUGAACUUCGCCCAGCACUGGGCGGACAGCACGGAGCGCCGGAAGCUCGAGGACGCGAUGGACAGCCGCGUGCUCAGCGAGGCGCACACCACCAUGCGUGACGUCAUCGCCAAGGACUCCCGCCGCGGCAAGGCGACGGCUGUGCCGUGGUACUACGCGAUGCUCACUAUGUUCCGGUUCCGCGGUCUGAACAACUUCAAGAACUCGGAGUACAUGGGCGCGCGCAUCGGCGACAAGCUGCUCGCGAGCCUGGUGGUGAUGUCCAUCUUCUGGAUGCAGGGGGACGACACCGACGGGCCGCAGAAGAUCAUCAACACGGGCAGCAUUCUAUUCAUGGCGGCGGUCCUCCCGAGCUUCGGCGCCGCGGCGUACAUCCCAUCGAUCGUCAUGGAGCGCGCGCUGUUCUACCGCGAGCGCGCGGACGGGUGCUACUUCACAGGGACGUACGUGAUCUACAAGAUGCUCGAGGAGUUCGUCGUGGCCGCGCCGCUCACACUCGUCCUGAGCCUCAUCACCUUCUACCCGCUCGCGCUCCUCGGGAACUUCGCGGCGUACUGGCUGUUGUACCUCUUCACCCUGACCACGGGAAUCUCGUUCGCGUACGUCGUGGGGUCGAUCAGCAGCUCCAUGGAGGUCGCCAACGCGCUGCUGCCCGCGGUGGUCGUCGUGCAGCUCUUCGUCGCCGGCAUGAUCGUCCUGCGGCCCCAGAUCCCUGUGUACUAUAUUUGGUUCCACCACAUCGACUGGCUGACCUACUCCUUCCUAGGAUUCAUCCAAAACCAAUUCAGUGGAGUCGACAACGCCGUCUUCACGUCCCCGGACGGCAACCUGACGCCCGUGCAGUUCUACGACGUGGACGGCAGCUUCCCCCCCAACGAGUGGGGGUGUGUUGGCGUCCUGAUCGGCUUCACUGUGGUGUUCACCGCGCUCGCGACGCUCACGCUGUCCAAGGUCAACAUGGUGCAGCGCUGA